Molecule: messenger RNA, 3465 nt
Organism: Elgaria multicarinata webbii
Lineage: Eukaryota; Metazoa; Chordata; Lepidosauria; Squamata; Anguidae
Gene: YKT6
Product: YKT6 v-SNARE homolog
Exons: 8
Coding region: 128-724 (198 amino acids)
Biological process (GO): endoplasmic reticulum to Golgi vesicle-mediated transport
Cellular component (GO): Golgi apparatus
Molecular function (GO): SNAP receptor activity
Source: RefSeq, a predicted model, not a curated record
GUUAGUUUCCUCACAGCCUUUGAGGCGAGACGGGUGACGUGGGUGGGGCCCUGGCCGGAGCCGAGUCGGACCUCCCCCUGGCGUGUGGUGGGCUCGGGUCAUCAGAGAAGUUUAAGUAGCUACAACAAUGAAGCUUUACAGUCUAAGUGUCCUUUACAAAGGAGAUCCCAAAGUGCAUUUACUGAAAGCUGCCUAUGAUGUGUCGUCAUUUAGCUUUUUCCAGAGAUCCAGUGUUCAGGAAUUCAUGACCUUCACAAGUCAGCUGAUAGUAGAGCGUUCCGAGCCUGGCAGCAGAGCUUCUGUAAAGGAACAAGAAUACCUCUGCCAUGUUUACGUGCGGAAUGAUGGGUUGGCCGGAGUGGUGAUCGCAGAUAAUGAAUAUCCACCCCGGGUCUGUUUCACCUUGCUGGAUAAGGUGCUAGAUGAAUUCUCAAGGCAGGUUGAUAGGAUAGACUGGCCUUCUGGAACCCCAGCAACAAUAAACUACACAGCAUUGGAUGGCUAUCUUAGUAAAUACCAGAAUCCCCGUGAAGCAGAUGCAAUGACAAAAGUGCAAGCAGAGUUGGAUGAGACCAAAGUCAUCCUGCACAAUACAAUGGAGUCUUUGUUAGAACGAGGAGAGAAACUGGAUGACUUGGUGUCCAAAUCAGAGGUUCUUGGAACUCAGUCAAAAGCCUUCUACAAAACUGCCCGCAAGCAGAACUCGUGCUGUGAGAUCAUGUGACCCUAUCGGCUGUGGCCCACCACCUGCUCUGGACUAUCAGGCCUUCAUUCACAUUCAGGACUCCCGGAACGAGGCAGUAAGAAGAUGUACCCCAGAACUACCUACAGUGGCUGUCCUUGUCUCCAGAUUUAGCCACCUCAGCCAGACUGGAUGCAUGGAAUGGGAUAUUAUGACGGGGUUCAUGAAUUUAAAACAAUCUCUUUUUUUCCCUUUUCUUGGAAAGAAGGUAUCUUGCAUGUCAAGAUGCUUGUAUUAUGGGGGUGAAGAUAGAUCCUGACUUUUAACCAAAGGGGCUACUGCUCUGGCAGACUGAUUGAUGUGUGUUAGACUAUGUGGGGCUUUUUGCCCUGCAUUUUUCUGAAAUCUGCUAGUAGAUGUGGACUCUGGCCUGCAUCUAUCACCGUUUUCUCAUGUAACACUAAGAAAACAGUUUGACCAUCUGAAGGUUGCAAGCCAGUAACAAGACGUGAUUUGCCCGUCUCAGUACUGCAUCUAGUGAUGGGGAUGAUUUUGUUUGCUAAAAUGUUCUCUGCUACUGUUGGAAGCAAAGCAGAACCCAUGUCAACUUCCAGCCCGUUCAGAAUCAUCCAGGGACCAUCUGUGGACUGGCACAACUAGUUGAAAGACCUGGGGUACCCUGAGAACUGGUUCUGCUUUGUAAUCUCGCAGAAGAGCUCAGAGCGGCUGGGGAAAGGGAUUCCUAGGGAGAGCUUGGACUUUUGUGAAAUUGCUUGGAAUUAUUUCCCUUGAUUCAAGCUGGGGAACUCCUAUCUUGGGACUAUAUUUGCCAAGGAGAUAAGCAACAGUUGAUGGUUUAUCUUCACACCCAACACUACUGCCGCUUGUCAAAGACAGGGCUCAUUUUAGAAAGUAUGAUGCGGUCCCAUCUACUGGAAAUCUCUUGCAUCUUUAGAGCUGGUUUGGGGAUGGCUUAUCUGUGGGACUGGUCAAUGUUCUAGUCAAUGGCUUGUGUUGCUUUUGCCAUGCUCUUCCAUAGGAAAGGGAAGAACUGUUUUACACUCUGGAUAGCCUCCUUCACUAGCAACGUGUUGUCUUAUGGCUACUGUCAGGCAGUGCCCCUGCCAUAGUAUUAACCAGCAGCCCUUGUUGGAAACAGUGUGAUUUGCCCAGAAACACUAUCUGCUGCUUUGCACUAGGAGUUUUGUGGAGUGUAACUGUCCUAUUUUGGGCAUAGGUGUGUUAGCCGCUGAAAUUGUGCAUCUUGGUGUCGUCUUGUGAUCUUGGCUGGGCCUACCUUCUCCUACCUGGAGUGUUUGUCUCUGCCGGCUAGUUGUGUGUAAAUACAGAAAAUGUUGUUACUUACGCUCUUGUCUUUCCGUCAGUGGUGCCUGAGCUCUUAUCUUGUGUGAGGCAGGGAUGCUAUUCAACAGCUGUGGCUCCCCCCCCAAAAAAAACCUGGUCUUUUCUUACAAUUGCGGGGGGUGUUUCUGCACAUAGGUGAGAGAAUGCAUCACUCAAAAUAAGCCCUGAGAGAAGCAGCUCCAGUAGUUGCCAAGAAAAUGCCAUGCUAUUCUGAUGUGUAUCAGUGGGGUUGUGGGGGAAUUGGUCAACUGGCUCUUACAUUGUAUUUGCCCAGAAACACCAACAAACACCCAUCUUCUAGGCAAGGGAAGGAAAACUUCAGCUGUUGUUGGUCUCCAGUUCCAAUCAGCUUCAGCCAAGAUGGGAGUUAUAGUCCAGCAAUGUCUGGACUGCAAUGGGUUUCCCCAUCCCUAUUUUAAAUAGAUUGGUUGAUAACUCCAGCAACACCAUUAGCAAAACCUCCUCUCUCUCCUCGAGAGGCACAGGCAAAAUUGUUCUGUUAUUGUGCACCAAGCUGCAGCAAAGGGGGAAAAUGCCAGCAUACCUAAUGGUCAUUGUAGGACAGAGCUGAGGCUUAUUGAUGGAGCUGUGAGCUGGAGUGCACUUCCUGACAUGCGUUCAGUUUUGUUGUUACUGCUGCUGCUUUUGCCAUGUUUGACUGCAUCGAUUCUGUGAUGGUCUCUUGAGCAACCAGCAACUACCAGAUUGCAAACAUCUUGCAAUUUAUAAACACCUACUAAGCCAGAGCUGAAGGAGUGAAAAUGGGCAAGUGAGAGACCCAGGGUUUUAAUAAACUUCUGCCGUCUUAACUGACCUGGUGCAGGGUUGGCUGUGAUCUAAGACUUUAACAGCUUGGCUGCAUUUUCUUGCUCUCCGCACCAGGGCCCUUCCUGGGAAGGGAUUGGGCCAAAGAGCACACUUCGGCCAAUCAGACUUGACUCAACAUUAUGCAGAGGCUGUAUUGGCAGAACCGAUGCAGCACCCCUCUUGGUGCCAGUAAUCACCAGCCUUAAUUUUUCUUUCUUCCUCCCAUCUCUGCUUCAGACAUACCCGAGGGCAUUUCGGUAUUCUGAAAAGUCCAUUUCUGUUGCAGUCCGUUACCUACCUUUGUGGAUUGUCGCUUUGAUCCUAACAAGUCCUAAUAUGAGGGGGUGAAUAGAGGGUUGCAGUCAGUUCUGUUCCUACUUGCUGCAGAAGAGAAUAGAUCCCUCAUGGGCUUCAGAGACUUGCCCAGAGAAGUAUAGAACAAGCUAAUUAGUCUUUUGCCUCCUAGGCUCCUGUGCUCCCAUCCAUUCCUAUCCUCUUUCUAACGUGGAAGCUUUUACUAAAGAUUGUAUUUUAAUAUUGCUUAACUUCUGUAUGUACUGGUUAUUGGAUUAUACGUAUAUGGAUAAAGUUGUCACUUGAUCAUUCAAAAA